AUGGGGUCCCAUAACCUGAGCUUUCCUACUCCCCCCCUUCCCUUUCUUUCUCUCUUUCCCACACUUUCUCCCUCCACCUUGACACAAGAAGAGACCUGCUCCCCAGUUUCUUCCCCCACAUUGUCUGCCGUCCUGGCUCCUAUUCUGAGCAUGGAGUUUGUCCUCGGUCUGGUGGGGAACAGCUUGGCAUUCAUCAUCUUCUGCUUUCACACGCGGCCCUGGACGUCCAACACCGUGUUGCUGGUCUGCCUAGUCAUCGCUGACUUUUUCCUGAUCAUCAACCUGCCCCUUCGCGUGGAUUACUAUUUGUUCCAAGAGACAUGGCGCUUUGGGGUCAUUGCCUGUCAAAUCAACCUCUUUAUGAUAUCUGCCAACCGCACGGCCAGCGUCGUCUUCCUCACAGCCAUCGCGGUGAACCGCUACCUGAAGGUCGUGCGUCCCCAUCAUGUUCUGAGCCAGGCCUCCGUGGGGGCGACUGCCUGGGUGGCUGGGGGACUCUGGGUGGGCAUCCUGCUCCUCAAUGUGCACAUGCUCCUAGACACGAGUUCCAGCAAGACUUGCCUUAGCUACCAGCUGGGCACUAACUCCUCAGCCUCACACCGCUGGCACGAGGUCCUGUUAAUGCUGGAGUUCUUCCUGACGCUGGCACUCAUCCUCUUCGCGAUCGUGAGCAUCUGGAAGACCAUUCAGCAACGCGGCCUGAGUGGGCAGGCGGGCCCACGGAGAGCCAUGCACGUGCUGGCCAUGGUGGUGGUGGUCUACACCAUCUGCUUCCUGCCCUGCAUCCUCCUUGGCAUUGUAACCGUAGCGGCCUUUGAAUUGCGUGCCUGCCAUACCUUCAACACCUGCUCACAGCUCUUCCAUGGCUCCCUGGCCUUCACCUACCUCAACAGUGCCCUGGACCCUGUGCUCUACUGCUUCUCCAGCCCCAACUUUCUCCGCCAGGUCCGUGCCCUACUGGGAUUCACCAACAGCUGGCAGGGCUCCUCCAGUGAGGACAACUGCGUGCUUCCCUCCCGGCGCAUGGAAGCUCCCAGGAAGGUGGAGGUCACAAUGAAGGUGAAGGAUUUGACGUCUGCUGCUGGGGCACAGUGA
This is a messenger RNA of Chrysochloris asiatica (Cape golden mole), 1095 nucleotides long. RefSeq names its product oxoeicosanoid (OXE) receptor 1 (gene OXER1). Gene Ontology annotation, cellular component: membrane. Gene Ontology annotation, molecular function: G protein-coupled receptor activity. Lineage: Eukaryota; Metazoa; Chordata; Mammalia; Afrosoricida; Chrysochloridae. The record is from RefSeq and is a predicted model, not a curated record. Gene Ontology annotation, biological process: G protein-coupled receptor signaling pathway. The coding region runs from base 1 to 1095 and encodes 364 amino acids. The transcript has a single exon.